AUGGCGCAAGCCUCUCCGGCACCGAUUCGGAAGGACGAUAAUGUCGCCUGGACGCCCACCGCCGCCCCAGGCAUUUUUGCUCUGGCCCCGUUCCCGCUGUUUUUCUCCCGACUCGACGCGACGCUGUGUGCCUGCCAUGCCCCUCUGGGGUGUGCGAGGAAAGAAGCAAGUCCUUGGGCCGAACGGUCUACUCCUCGCGCCUCUGCGAGGCGUCGAGCACCGCAUCUCGCGGCGGAGCAGCCUGCAGACUCAGAGUGCCAAGCUAACGGGUCGUCCCCUGUCGCUUCUCCAUCUGUCGCGUCUCCCUUGUUCCCUGAGACCUCCUCAUGGCGUCGCCGAGGUUUGCUGGCUGCCUUCAGGUGUACAUACGCCUCAGACAAGCCAGACGGCGGCACCGAAAGACCAGCGUUGCCAGUACGUGCCCACAACUCGAGGGGCGGGCACGAAGAUGCAGGGUGCGAGGCUGAGGGCCCCGAGGGGAGGCCAGGGUCGGCGAACUGCAUUCCUCUCUUCUGCUGCACAAGAUGGAAACACUUUACUCCUCACAGAGUGCCGACAGCAGACAGCCGAGUCGACGGCGCUGACGACAGUGCCCGGGCUCACGCAGAUGGAGAGGCAGCCGAGCCGGAGACGAGGCGGAACAGCCCGGCGGGCAGCCGCGUCGUGUGUGGGCUGCUGAUCUUUGAUGGAUGCGAGUUCUUCGAAGGCCGCCUGCUGUACAGACACCUCAACCCGCAUCUUUGCUGGAACACUGAAACAUGGAAUCGACUCUUCUAUGCUCUCACGAAUCCGUCGGGCGCGGCUGCGUCCAGCCUCCCCACAUCGUCGUCUCCUCUGUCUCCUGUCUCGGUUUCGCGGCCGCGCAGAUCGAAUUCCCCCCCCGCAACUGCUUCCUCCGCUCUCGCGUCGCCGUCAGCUGCCUGGCCAGGCCGCUCCGAGGCGCCGGUGCUCGCCGUCCCGCUUUGCGCGGAUCGGUCGAGUGUCUCGCGUGUCCGCCUGCUUGUGCACCGCCUGGAGCCGACGGCAUCUGACGAAGAAGACUCCAGCCUGUCUGCGAAGAGCGGGCUGGGAGACAGAAGGGGAGAGCUGGGCGAAGAAGCGCAGCCCUCGCCGAGGUCCUCUUCUCUCCAGCAGUGGGAUUUGCCUACGGGCACUGCCCCAUCGCUCCAGAGUCCGACACGUCUUCCCUCUGCGACUUUGUCCGCGACGGCCUCGCCGACUGUGUUGUCCCUGUCCUCUCUCACUGGCCUGCCGCAUGCAGCCGGUUUCAAAAGCAAGCUUGCUUCUUCUGCUUCCACUCCGCAGUCUUCCACGCAUCGGGGCGCGCGCAAGAUUGCAUCGGGCACACCGAAGAAAACGUACGCCCUCUCGCUUGUCAUGGGCCUCGGAAACGAGGCUUCUGAGCUGUCCGUACACCUGACUGCCCCUAUCCGCCUGCAGGCGUUGAGCGCCUCGGCAGGAACCACGAAGCUGUUCACUGCGUCUCUGCUGCUCCAGCAGCUUCAGCUCCAGGAACAAAGGCGGCUUUUCGAGUACGCGCAGAAAUGUGCGUCUUCGCUUGAAACGUGCACCGCCGAGUUGGCGACGGCUGCGGUGACCCGUGAACGCCAGGAGCGCCGUCUGUUGCGGGGCAUGUGUCUUCUUCUGAAUUCGAAGAAAAAGAAGUUACGCGAACUCGAGCGCGAGCUCGAGGACCACCGGAAGAAGCUGGCGGCCUCUGGACACGGUGCGGCCUCUGAGGCGUCGUCGGGGCUGCUCGCGGCCUCAGAGGAAGCGAGGCGAGGAGCGGGCUCGAAGGAAGGGCGGGGAAGUGCAGAGAGACACGCGAGACACGCGACGGCAGAAGAGCCCGAGAAAGAGGGACAAGCUACGUCCUCGUUCGUCGCGACUCCACCAAGCUUAACCGGCCGCGGCAGCUGUAGGCGAGUGUCUUUCAGUGGCAAGGGAGCGGCCAGGGAAGAGCCGGGGCUGCACAUGCGCGACUCGUCCCAGGUGGACAGGAGCGCUGAAGACGGCGAGACAUCGCCAGGCAGCAAUCAAACCGAACAGGAGGUCGGUGACAAGGAACGAGGUGGACAACCUCCACAGCGGUUUCCUUCGCUCUCACGGGACACACGUUCUCGCCUGAUUCCCCAAGCGGGGAGCGGUGGGAAACGGCCUGCGACAGAGGAGGAUUCCGGCGAAGCAGAGAAGGACGACAGCGGAGCCGAGAGUUCUGGAGAAGAAGAUGAGUGUCUCCGGUGGGCAGCGGCGGAACAAGGCCGGGUCGCGAAGAAGCGGAAAGUCGUGGAGGGCGAGGCGCACACGCCCAGGCGUGCACAGAGCAGCCGGGAAGCGCUGGAGCUCGUCUCGUCGAACGUGGCCGAGUCAGAUGCGACGGCCGUUCAGAACGCGCAUAGCGACAGUGACACGAGGAAGACUGGAAAGCCGGCGACAGGGGUCGGCCUCCAAAGCAGACGCCGACACAACGCUGCCUCCGCUUCCGCUUCGCGUCAGCUUUCCUCUUCUUCGUCUCGGCCGCCGUCUGCGCCUUCUUGUGCGGGUUUGGCCGCUCCGAAUAAUCCGCAACUGGCGGGCAUGUUGGAGGUGACGGACAGCGACAAGUUUGCGGCAGCUUUUGCGUUGAUUGCGGUGAAGAAGGAGCCGGAGAGCGCGAGCGAGGAGACGCAGUUGCCCCACGCUGGAGAGGAGCGAGACCCAAGAGGGAACAGCACACUGCGACUUUCGCCUGGAGAAGAAGAGCCGUUAAAGAGACGGUUGCGUCCGCGCCGGAGAGAGGGACGCGUUGAGGAGACUCAGGAAUCUCCCUCUUCGUUGGAGAGGGAGAACGACGUGGGAUCUGCGGAGGCAGAGACGUCCCCGCAGAGUGGGGCGAAGGGGAGGAAUCGGGGGAGUCGGCGCACGCGCGCGUCGAAAGGGCCGAGGAAGCAGGCUUCAGAUUCGUCCGGCCUGUUGCCUUUUUCGGAAAAGGAGAGUGGAGGCAGAGAAGUCGCGUCGCGUGCGAAGGCGCGAGAGGAGCGGCGAGGCGAGGCAGAGCUGGAAGAAGCAGGAGACGGAGAGAACGAGCAAGCGGAGAGGAAAGAAGAAAGCGACAGUUUAGAGGAAACACAGUGCCUUGGAGGAGAGACUCUGGAGUGGAGCUUGCCAGAUUCCGAUAUUCACGAGUCUCCCGGGGGAGGAGCGAAGAAAGCUGGAAGAAGGCUCCGCCGGCGAAGGGCGUAUAGCGGGUCAGGCAGAGACGCUCGCCCUUGA
Molecule: messenger RNA, 3252 nt
Organism: Neospora caninum
Lineage: Eukaryota; Apicomplexa; Conoidasida; Eucoccidiorida; Sarcocystidae
Exons: 1
Coding region: 1-3252 (1083 amino acids)
Source: RefSeq, a predicted model, not a curated record